Molecule: messenger RNA, 219 nt
Organism: Entrophospora sp. SA101
Lineage: Eukaryota; Fungi; Glomeromycota; Glomeromycetes; Entrophosporales; Entrophosporaceae
Source: the annotation of a GenBank genome assembly
AUGUGCCAACAAGAGUAUGAGUUGAUGACAUUGGAUCUUAGAGUAUAUGGGUUAACAGCAUUCAAGGCUGAAGUCUCUUUAACUAUGAUGGAUUUUCAUGGUCAUCCAUUCUACAUUCACCCAGAAUAUCUUAGUAGAUCUCUUAAACCAUCACCAGCAUUCCUUGGUUUUGUAUCAGCAUCAGCGGGACUAACAAUUGAAUUAUUGUUUAAAAAUUAA